AUGGCGCCUACGAAUGGAACUUUGGCCUCACAGCGCAAUAAUAUUCACACGUUGACCUCGCUGAAGCGAUGGUCAGUCGCGACAAGAGACCUCCCAGCCGUAUCGCAAAUCAAGACCAUCCAUGUCUAUGACUUUGAUAAUACAUUGUUCCUGAGUCCUCUGCCAAACCCGCAAUUGUGGAACAACUCCACUAUCGGCUUUCUGCAGGGCUGGGAAAGCUUUGCAAAUGGCGGCUGGUGGCAUGACCCCAAUAUCCUCUCUGCCACUGGCAAGGGCCUAGAGCUAGAGGAGCCAAGGGGAUGGCAUGGGUGGUGGUACGAGAGUAUUCUGAGUCUAGUUCGCAUGAGCAUGGACCAAAAAGAUGCCUUGACCGUCCUACUGACCGGACGGGGCGAAGCCAACUUUGCGCCCUUAAUCAAGCGGAUGGCUGCAAGUCAGAAGCUUGAAUUCGAUCUUAUCGGCUUGAAACCGGAGGUUGGACCAAACGGCCAACAAUUUCCUUCCACCAUGGUUUUCAAGCAAAAUUUCCUUGAGGACCUCAUGUGCACUUACAACCAGGCUGAAGAGAUUCGGAUUUACGAAGACCGUCCCAAGCAUGUGAAAGGGUUCCGCGAAUUUUUCAAUGGUUUCAACCGCAGUCUACAAGCUGGAAACGGCCAAGCACCGCGCCAGCCGUUUGCUUAUGAGGUGAUUGCAGUGACUGAGGGUUGCACCUACUUGGAUCCUGUUAUUGAGACGGCAGAAGUCCAGCGUAUGAUCAACUCUCACAAUUUGGCUCGUCGCGAUCCAUCUCUAGCGAAGAUCGGCUCUCGAUCCUCUAACUUACGCAUCAAACGCUCGAUUUUCUACACGGGCUACCUCAUCUCACAGCAGGACUCGCAGCGCAUCAUUGACGAAUUAUUAGUUCCGAUGCUCCACCAACAGGGACUAGCCGAGUCAAACGACGUAAAGUACAUGGCUAAUAGUAUUCUCAUCUCACCACGUCCUGCAACUCCUGCCAUUCUGAACCGAGUUGGAGGGAAAGGAAAGAAAGUAACUUGGCAGGUGACUGGACUAGGCUCAUUAGAUCAGAAGGUCUGGGCUGCUCGAGUAGAACCUGUUCCGUCCACCGAAAAGGUUCAUGCGGAAAACUCACCUCCCUCUGUUGUGCUGGCUUGUCGCAGGGGCACUCGUCCGGCUGAUGCCAACAAAAUUCACAAUUGGCAGAACGUUCCUGCCGGAAAGGCAUUGACGUUUGACACAGUGGUGGGAGAAAAAGUCGUGUUGCGGGUUGAAGAAGAAACCUCUCAUGACGGAGACUGGGAUGGUCAGCAGGCCCACAGAGGCAGCAAGCGGCGACACCAGCAAGAACGAGAUGAAGAGGUGCUGUAUCCUCACCAACAGGGUCACGCAGGUGGCUAUGAAGCAGUCGGCCAAGGCUCAGCGCAGGGAUUCCAUCCCUAUCAACGUCCCCACGAUGACACACCGCGGCGAGGUGCAUACCGAGGCCGAGGUCGUGGCUCUGGCCGUGGUCGUGGAUCGGGUCGUGGAGCUCGUGGGCGUGGGCGUGGUGGACGAGAUGGCCCAUCAAACCCGUAUUACAAGUCACUGGACGACCAAGGGGCUGGUGGGUAUGAUGGUCCCUACGAGAAGAAUGGCAAUGGAGGCGGAGGCUUCUCGAUGGACUAUUAA
Molecule: messenger RNA, 1671 nt
Organism: Penicillium oxalicum
Lineage: Eukaryota; Fungi; Ascomycota; Eurotiomycetes; Eurotiales; Aspergillaceae
Product: rRNA 2'-O-methyltransferase fibrillarin-like protein
Exons: 5
Coding region: 1-1671 (556 amino acids)
Biological process (GO): rRNA methylation; box C/D sno(s)RNA 3'-end processing
Cellular component (GO): box C/D methylation guide snoRNP complex; small-subunit processome
Molecular function (GO): RNA binding; histone H2AQ104 methyltransferase activity; rRNA methyltransferase activity
Source: RefSeq, a predicted model, not a curated record